AUGAAUUUAAUAAAUGGAUGCCAGAAAUAUUGUGAUUAUAGUUAAUGCAGAAGCUGUUAAUUAAAUAGAGAAAAUUAAAAUGGGAACUGUUUGUGCUAAUACAAGACAUCAGAUGAAUCAAAACGCAAUGAACCUUGCAAUAGCUUAGUUAGUAUAGCUUGUGUAAAUAGUUUUGCAUAACUUGCCCUGAUGGUAUAUAGCCUCCUUGUAUUUCUCCAAUUCUAAAAUGCGAUGAGCAGAUGGUAGGUACUAACUAAAUGUUGAUAACUUUUACGUUGUCGAAUUCAAUGUUCAUAUGAUCGUACAUUUCAAUCAGAGUCAAGUGUUUGCAACGCUUGCUCCUUGAUUUAAUUCAAGAAUUCAAAUACUUGCGAAAAUGUUAGGAACCUUGUUUAAAUUGUUAAGCAUCAGCAACUCAUUGCCUUGAUUGUAUAAUAGGGUAUUAUUAUCUAUCUGAUAAUGUUUGUUCUUAAUGUAUCCUUAAACAAUGUAAAGUGUGUGUGAGUGCAAUUGAAUGCAUUCUUUACAAUGAUGGUUAUACAUUAAAUGAUCUAAAUUUGUGAAUAACAAACUCAAAACAUGUGAGGUUGGUUUUUAUUGUGGAAAAAAACUGAUUAACGUUAUCCUUGUUUAGAUUGUAAAAAAAUACAACAAUUUAGUUGUAUGUAUAUCCUGCUUUAUGGUAAGCUUCUAGAUUCAUAAUAUGAGUGUCGAUUAUGUGCAAAUGAUUAAAUAAAUCGUCCCAUCUAUAUCCAUGCAUAAAAUGUACAAUAUACAAAACAAAUUGUUAAUUGUGUGUUUACAGACAUUAUUUGGAAGGUAACGAAUGCAAAUUCUGUUAAAAAGGAUUCUUUCUUUGUGCAUAUGAAAAUAAUUGUUAAUAAUCCUAAACAGGUUAGAUUUUAUCAUUCGACUAGUAUGUAAGGUGUGAGGCCAAUUGUUAUUUCUGUGACUCCUAAGUGGAUUGUUAUGAAUGCUAAGUUGGAUAUUACCCAACUAAUUUAUUUCUAGUUUAAUGCGAGAAAUGUGACGUUGAUUAAUAUGCUAUUUGUACAUUGGCUUUGA
Paramecium octaurelia is the source of this 1065-nucleotide messenger RNA. Lineage: Eukaryota; Ciliophora; Oligohymenophorea; Peniculida; Parameciidae. The record is from the annotation of a GenBank genome assembly.